GCUACAAUUUGCUUCGUAGGGAAGAAGAGUCUGCUUACUUGCAAAGGCGCUGUGGCCGAUGGCAUCACUCCGCACAGCUGCACCGUGCACAAGCACCAACACGCGUUGCAGCUCGGGUCGCGCAGCCUCAGUCUCAUGUAGGAUUCCAUCUUUAACAUAUCUUCCUGGACGGAGAGCUGCUCCUAGACUAGUCAAAUACGAUUGCACCUCCGAGCGACCAUUCGUUGCGGUUCGGUCGUUAUUUGACAAUGACAAGGACGGCAACGACUAUGGCGACAGGAUAUUUGCAGCGCUUCCCUUUCUACUGCCACUGCUGGAUGGGCUGCCUUACGCCAAGUUCAUCAUGCUGCAGUACCCAUUUGUGGCUCGCGCCUUUGCUCCUGUGGCUCCGCUGAUGUACCUCUACCAUUCCUUCCCGUUUGCACCGUUCCUGGUGUUCCUGGCCAUCUACAAUGGCAUCGUGAACAACACCUCGCUGCCGCGCUUCGUGCGCUACCACGCCAUGCAAGCGGUGCUGCUGGACGUGUUGCUCAUCAUCCCCCAGGUCAUUCUGAACGACGUGUGGAAGGCGCCUGGUGACGAGGUGGGGCUGCAGGCCUACAUCCUCGCCUACAACACCCUCUUCCUCUUCACGGCGGUGUGCUCGGCGUACGGCAUGGGCUCCUCCCUGGUGGGUCUCACAGCGCGGUUGCCGCUGGUGGCGGAGGCUGCAGAUGCGCAGGUGCGCGACUUGUGAGGUUGCUUGAGGAACCGACACAGAGGACACGUCAGCAGCCUCAGCGGCCUCGGUUGGGACCUGAAGAGGUUGCAGAACUGCGGAAGGGGGGGGGGGAGGGUUCGGGGAGGCCGGGUAGGUUGGGGGUGAAGCGUUUAGCGCACGAUUGUAAAGGGUUGGCAUUGCACGAGGGUGAGAGAUGUGGUUCAAUACAGAUAUGUGCGUGUGGAAGCUCGAGAUAUACUUCUGUGUGUGUUAGGAAAGAGGGAGAGGCUGCAAGGCAUGAGAGAGGGUGGGAGGGAGAGGAGAAGAGCGCGUGUGCGGUGGUGACGGCGUUGGUGUUGGCUGGGAGAUGAUUGGGUUUGGGACUGAAGGAUAUGACUCGGGGGGGACCGUUGGGCGGCAGAAGGCGGCUUUAAGGGCUUAGGAGGGUUCUCACGGACGUACCGGUACAAAGUACGGCUCUCUGACUCAAAAGAGGCCUGUGAGGUCCCAAUGACUCCGGACUAGAGAGGCCAGUUUGACGCCGCUGAGUGAGGUAUUGGCGGUAUUGGCUGCAUGGUGUACCGCUGCGGUUGGUGUUCCCAGUACGGGGGGCAUGAUGAUGUCGUUGGGAGAAAAGCAGAAGAGUUGGUCUAGCCUCUGGUUUGGCACGCGAAACACACACCCGCAACAUAGCUGCGUAGGACUGGACUCCUGACCUACAUCCGGUACUUGCAGGCAUGCAAGGCGAUAAAAAUGUACUGGA
Messenger RNA from Astrephomene gubernaculifera, 1463 nucleotides. The record is from the annotation of a GenBank genome assembly. Lineage: Eukaryota; Viridiplantae; Chlorophyta; Chlorophyceae; Chlamydomonadales; Astrephomenaceae.